CUACCCUAACCCUUUUGUUUAUUGUUUCAGCUUCAGCUCAGUGCCUUUGAGUUUGUUAUGAUUUAAAUUAAAAUUAUAUUAAAUAAUUGUUAAGUUCGUUAUGAUUUAACAUCGAACCAACAAAAUUAUGUUUCCACUCAAAUCAAUUUUACGUUGUCCAGGUUCGAUCUACAUUCAAACAUUGAGGUGUAUCUCGGUAAGUCCUCCAAAGUCCAGACUGCGAAACGAAAGUGUUUCCGUUAACAUAUUCGAUAGAAACACAAAAACGUUGCAAAGACAAAGGGCAGCUAUUGCCGACGAUGUUAAUUUAUACGAUUACUUAAAAGACGAAAUCGGUUUCCGGCUCGCCGACCGUGUUUUCGAUAUAAAACGAAAGUUCAAAUUGGCCGCAGAUAUCGGUUGUAAUCGAGGCUAUGUUUCUAAGCACAUAUCCCCCGAGUCGGUUGAGGAAUUGAUUAUUUGCGAUGUCAGCCAGAAGAACCUGGAUAUGGUUCCUGUCAUGGAAGGAAUUAAAGUUAGAAAGCAAAUUUUGGAUGAGGAAUAUAUUGAAUUCAAAUCAAAUUCUUUGGAUUUGGUAAUCUCUUGCCUAAGCUUACAUUGGGUCAACGAUUUGCCCAACGCUUUCCAUAAAAUUCUAGAUAGUCUUAAAGAGGAUGGAGUAUUUUUGGCUUCCUUAUUCGGAGGAGAUACUUUAUACGAACUGAGAUCUUCUUUGCAGUUAGCUGAGCUAGAAAGAAAAGGUGGAUUGUCACCGCGCAUAUCUCCUUUUACUGAAGUCAGAGAUAUAGGGAGUUUAUUGACAAAUGCUGGAUUUACAAUGUUGACUAUUGAUACUGAUGAAAUUGUUGUCAAUUAUCCUAGUGUUUUUGAAUUGAUGUGGGAUCUAAAAGGUAUGGCCGAAAGUAAUGCAGCCUUAAAUAGAUCAAUACAUCUACCCAGAGAUAUACAGUUUUCUGCGGGUGCCAUUUAUCAGCAACUUUAUGGUAAAACCGACCCUGAAACUGGAAAAACAUCAAUUCCUGCAACAUUUCAGGUCAUCAACAUGUUGGGCUGGAAGCCUCAUCCCAAACAACCCAAACCCCUUCAGAGGGGUUCAGGAGAAGUGUCUCUGAAAGACUUGAACAAAUUGGAUGAGAUUGUUCGAGAAGUGAGGACGAUCAAAGAUGAUAAAAGUUAAAAAUUUUUGGACCAAUAAUAUUGUUGAAUUAGAUAUUUAUUUUGUUAUAUGAAUGAAAAUAAUCUGUGUAUAAAAUACAAUGACAACGUAUAAAAAAAAAUUGUCCCUAUUCUUUCCGAAAAUGUAAGGUGAUACAAGAA
Messenger RNA from Ceutorhynchus assimilis (cabbage seed weevil), 1317 nucleotides. The record is from the annotation of a GenBank genome assembly. Lineage: Eukaryota; Metazoa; Arthropoda; Insecta; Coleoptera; Curculionidae.